Molecule: messenger RNA, 529 nt
Organism: Daktulosphaira vitifoliae (grape phylloxera)
Lineage: Eukaryota; Metazoa; Arthropoda; Insecta; Hemiptera; Phylloxeridae
Product: phosphatidylethanolamine-binding protein 1-like
Exons: 3
Source: RefSeq, a predicted model, not a curated record
AUAAUAGAUCCUGAUGCUCCUAGUCGAAAGGAACAUACUUAUAGAGAAUGGCACCAUUGGCUUGUUGGAAAUAUACCAGGUACUGAAAUAAGCAAAGGUGAAACUCUUUCAGAAUAUGUUGGUUCAGGACCACCACCAAAUACUGGACUUCAUCGUUAUGUAUUUUUGGUAUACAAACAACCAUCUAAAUUAACAUUUGAUGAACCACGUUUAACUAACAAAUCAGCUCUUAAUCGUGAAAAAUUUUCUAUUCAUAAAUUUGCUAAGAAAUACACCCUUGGAUCACCAAUUGCUGGCAAUUUUUAUCAGGCACAAUUUGAUGAUUAUGUACCAUUGCUUUAUAAACAAUUGGGUGCAGCUUAAUCUGCUAAUAAUGAUUAUCAGUUUUAACCUGGAAAUGUUAAAUCAAUAAUAUAUUAAAUAUGUUCAAAUAUAUAUAUAUAUAUAUACAUAUGUCCUCAUUUCAAUUUAUUAAAUUAUUUAUGUACUUUCUAUAAAAAGUUUUAAUAAAUGAAUUUUUCGACUUAAA